This is a messenger RNA of Coregonus clupeaformis (lake whitefish), 4716 nucleotides long. Its product is annotated as transcription factor MafK-like. The record is from RefSeq and is a predicted model, not a curated record. Gene Ontology annotation, biological process: regulation of transcription by RNA polymerase II. The transcript is spliced from 3 exons. Gene Ontology annotation, molecular function: RNA polymerase II cis-regulatory region sequence-specific DNA binding; DNA-binding transcription factor activity, RNA polymerase II-specific. The coding region runs from base 180 to 662 and encodes 160 amino acids. Gene Ontology annotation, cellular component: nucleus. Lineage: Eukaryota; Metazoa; Chordata; Actinopteri; Salmoniformes; Salmonidae.
GUUUUGUAGUUAAUUUAGUAAGAGGAUACAAUUCGGUUCGACUGCUGGACGCCUUACCGAAUUGCGACAAGUAACUUCAACCCGUAUAGGACGGCAACUUCACAAGCUUUACGCAUUCCGGACGGAGAAUAUUCCGCGUUCAUAAGUGUGACGUCUGUGGGAUUCUGACCAGUUUAUGCAUGCAGGGUAUGACGACUCAGUUUAAAGCAAACAAGGCUUUAAAGGUUAAGAAGGAGGUGGGUGAGAAUGCCCCGACCCUCAGUGAUGACGAGCUGGUGGCCAUGUCGGUGCGCGAGCUCAACACACACCUGCGCGGGCUGACCAAGGAGGACUUGGUGCGACUGAAGCAGCGGCGGAGGACCCUGAAGAACCGCGGCUACGCCGCCAGCUGCCGCAUCAAGCGGGUCACCCAGAAGGAGGAGCUGGAGAGGCAGAAGCAGGAGCUCCAGCACGAGGUAGACAAGCUGGCCCGGGAGAACGCCAGCAUGAGGCUGGAACUGGACGCCCUGCGCGCAAAGUAUGAGGCCCUGCAGUGCUUCGCCCGGACUGUCACCCGCGGGCCCCUCUCCACAGGCAAGGUGGCCACCACCAGCGUCAUCACCAUCAUCAAGUCUACCAACAACCGCAACUCCAGCCCAACCUCCUUCUCAGCCCCUUCCUAGUGCUGACAGGACUGGGCUCUCAUCUCCCCGUCCCGCCUGGUCCUUAACGGUUCCGACCCGAUCUAGCCUGAAACCAAUGGCACCCGACCCAUGCUGAGGAAGCUCAGUAAUUAGGCUGAGGGAAGUCUAGUGGCCACAUGCUCUGUGUGAUGAUAACAUGAUGCUGCAUUCAUUCACUUCUCUCUCUCUCUCUCUCUCUCUCUCUCUUUCACAUACUGUACAUAAUCUACAUUGUCUGUGCACUGUGCUACAACCUCCCCAGCACCGGCAGGGCAUUGGGCCUCCUUACCCUCCUUCCUUGACUGACGGCAGAGAUCAGCUCAUGCUACAGUGUGAGUGAGUACUUGAUAUUAUACCCCGCGAUGGCAGCACUGGUCUGAGACAGUUCUGAUGCCUGUGGUAUCUUGCAUUUACAGAGUAAAAAAUAAUAUAUUAUUGUAAUAAUUACCAUAUUAAUACAUUAUGAAUAUUUAAAAUAACAACAACAAAAAAAUGCUGAUCUAAGCCUAAAAGCCUUCUUUCUUCUGUAUAUGAAAGCAUAUACUAAUGUCUCAAUGAAAAUUGAGACAUUGAAGCUUUUGCCUUAAACUGAUCUAGGAAUGAUCUAUGUAAUAUUCAAAAAAAUGUGUUACACUCUCAUACAAUAUGUUCAAUAUUUUAAGAUUUCCAAUUUCAAGGGCAGCUUGAAAACUGUUAAAAAACAAUAUAUUUGAUAACUGACCAAGCAUGUUUAGCUGGAUGAACCAGGCCCUUUUGACAUAGGAAAACUUUUAUCUGGUUUAGACUGUAGAUUAGACUUGCAGGUAUAUAGCAUUAUAGCAUAGCCUACAUAAAAUAAUACAUCCAUAUUAAUGGGUUGUCCUCCUUACAGCUGUGAGGAACUAAAUCAUACAGUACAGGUAAACAACAAAUCAGGCUACGUCAGACAAACGACAGAUCAUUGAAUGGCACUUACUAUGAAACUGUUAGAUCAUGAUGUAAAAGUACCAAAAUCACUUGCUUUGCAAAUGUAAAAAAUCACACGGCUGCAAAAAUAAAUCUAAAAUCACAGGACACCUGAAGCAUCAUUUUGGGAAAUACCGCAGUCCAUUCCGGUAUUACUUUAGCAAUGGGAGAUUGAAUGACUCUGAUCAUAGUUUGUGGUCUAUCCCAAAAUUGCUAAAGUUGCAGCCAGUUUAUAACUAUUGCCAAGGGUGGCAUUUAUUUUAUGUUAUGAAGACAAGCACUUACCUAUGAUAUUUUGCCUCUGAACUUUCCUCUCCACGCAAUGCCAUAUUUCAUGGUAGGUAAUCCAUAUUGGAUGUAGUGAUGAUGGGAGCUGUCUUGACAAAUGAAAUGCAAUUAAAUAAGUUCCUGUAUAUUACAGACUUAAGCUAGAGCCUCUAUUUUAGUUUCAAUGCAAGAGAAGGAAAAUUUAAGCUCAACUGCCUCCUGUCACUUUACAUUGAGAACUCCGUCCUCUUAGAAAUCAUUCCUACUGUUGGGUCAUCUGAAAGUGCUGCUGCCGGUGUUGGUAACUCUGAAACGGUAUACAUUGAACAUAAAUGCUUUCGACACAGACUCUUGGGUAAGAGGAAUCCCGGCAUAAAACUCUAGGAAUGGUGUUAUGACCAAAUCCAAUGACACAUUAGCUUAAAAUGUUACCCAACAUAAAGAAGCACAGGUUUAGUAUGCUUUUUGAAGGUUAUGAGUUUCAGUUCUAGAUAAUUAUCUAGAAUCUACAGUUUUUGCAUUUCAGCACUUAUCAAAGUUAGUCAUGAGUGAAGUCUAGAGUUGGCUAUUGUCAAGGUUCUCUUACCCCAGUGGACAUGACUUUUCCUCGUCUCCUGUUUCUUAGUUGUAAAGAGCACUAAGGGGGACUUUGCUGCUGCAUGGCCCUCUGCUAUUUCAGGCAGGGCCAUUGCUGUGCUCUUAUCAUUCUCAUUUUGUGUUUUCAUUUGGUUUAUAUGUUACACUUUAAUUCCCAUGUUUUCUUCCUGAUAUUUAGUUGUUUAUUUAGUCGUUUUUAUAUAUACAUGUGUGUAUUUAUCUAUAAUUGUGGCUUUAUUAUAGGGAUAUUAAAUACCUGAGAGUGGUGUGAUCUUGUAAUUGUCCUCUGAUGUAAAAUUAUUCUUAUUUACUGGCCUAUCUCAGCAGGAUAGUUCAAUUAUUAUCUGUAGCAUCAAUUAUAUCAUAAUGAAUCUAUUCUGCUGACUUUAUAGUUGUGUUUGUGUCUUUUAAGGUCAGUUCAUAAUUAUUACCUGCAAACUACCCUGAGCUAGUUUGCAAAUUAGGCUGUCUGUGUUUAGUCAUGACUUUUAGAGUAGGUGGAUUGGGUAUAUUUUGAUAGGAAAUACUUACUUUGGUAGCUAAUUGCCAUAUGCCCACAUGCUAUUAUAAGGAAGUUAUGUUUGUAUCACAUUGCUAAACUCCAAGACUUUUGAAGUUUGAGUUGAUGAUGCUUUUGUGACAGCUAUGAAACAGAUACAAGUAUUACAAUUUGGAACGGAAUAUACAGCAGAAUGCAAGUUAUGAAAUGAAAGUUGAGGAAGUGAAAACACUUAGCACCCUUUUCUGAGCUUUACACUGACCUCUGCUGGUGGUCUUUUGUAAAUGCUGUGAAAAAGCACAUUAUUACUGACCAAAUUGUUUGAGACUUUUGCAGUCAAUUGGAUAUACAUGUAUAAGACUUAUCUGUUACAGUUAUUGCUUUCAAUUUAAUUCAAUUAUGUUCUAAACAAAGCCACAGUACUGUAUACAAUAUUGUAUGACUCAUAUUCAAGUGCAAAACAUAUAUUUUUGUGUCAAAAUAAACAUCCAACAAAGUAGAUGAAUUUCUAUGUACCCCAAACUGCAUUUUCCUCCCUAGUUGUAUUGAAACUCACUAAAGGUUCAUACACAUCUACCAUAGCUCUGCCAGCUAAAUAUUGAGAAUGGAAGCACUAGCAGUUAUGCUCUUCCUGCACAGCAGGUGGCUGUGUUAUCCCUCAGUAUUCUCUAUGUAGAAAUAAAGAACUUUGCUCCUAGAGUUUGAUUGAACAUUGUAGAUGGCAAAUUCAUAUGCACAGGGCACUGUAAUGACACUUCUAGCAACUAGAGGGCAAUGUAGAUAAUAUGUAUUUAUGCCAUGGGUGAUUGCAUCUUCUCCGAUAUGAUCCAUUAUAAUGCAAUGGUAAGGAAAUUGGGUAGAUGGUUUCUGAACUAAGUGGGUACUUUUACAUUUUAAUCUUGUAAACGUUGCUAUAUGUGGCCUUUUAGGCUGGUGAGGUUAAAUUAUUGUAUAUUCUUCACCUGAGUAUAUCUACAGUAUGUUUCAUGGAGGCCUACACAUCUUUCCUAUAUUAUAUUUGCUCUGUCAGUCCUACAAGCUAUUUACCGUAAACACACAUAGGAAAUGUAACAUGUAUGUUCAGCAGAUGUACUUACAAAUUCAUAGAAAAGUUCCAUGACAUAUAAAGUAUGCUGCUCCAAAUUAUGACUUUGUAUAUGUCAACAUUCAAAUGAGUAAACAAGGUGGUGAUAGGGGGUGUGUGAAAAAAGAACAGGUGUAAUACAAUGGAUGUUAUACUUUCACUCACCAUCUUCCACCUUGUAUCAUGCAAUUGUAUGUUAACUAUAAAAAAAGGUUAUCGUGUGGACUUUCACCAUGAAUGGGAUCUCAAGUUUUAAUGUACAGCCACAGAAACACUAGAUUUGUGGUAGUUAAUGAGGCAUGAUGAUAGUUCUAUACUGCUUUCUAGCCGAUGGUGAAUGUAAAUGAGGAGAAUGAGGCAGCAUUAACUUUGAAGAGAAUCUGUACCAUUCGUGACCUUUCAUUACUCUGCUACUAGUAUGUAUUUUAUUUGAACUUCAGUAUUUAUUUGAUAGAUUUUCCGUAUUUGUAUUUUCAACAUCUAAAUUAUUUUAUUUACAUUCAUGUAUUUACGUUUUGCGUUAAUGACAUACCACCAUGUACAAAUAAAAUAAUUUUUCUUUGUUUCUGUUUUGAUUGAAAAUGAGGUAAAUUAUUCCUGUAAAUAGACGUCUGCUGUGUCUGUUUUUGUACUUUUAAAUAAAGCUUUUUUCUCAUUAAAAA